Erigeron canadensis is the source of this 1714-nucleotide messenger RNA. Its product is annotated as protein ASPARTIC PROTEASE IN GUARD CELL 2. The transcript has a single exon. Bases 14 to 1492 code for a protein of 492 amino acids. Gene Ontology annotation, biological process: proteolysis. The record is from RefSeq and is a predicted model, not a curated record. Gene Ontology annotation, molecular function: aspartic-type endopeptidase activity. NCBI's taxonomy places the organism in Eukaryota, Viridiplantae, Streptophyta, Magnoliopsida, Asterales, Asteraceae.
CCAAAAAGGCAUAAUGAUGACAGCCGCCAUACUAACUACGGUGGUGGAGGUUGCACUCAUACUAUUCUUUCUACCACUCGCCGUCGCAGCAUCAUAUCCAUCUCACCAAUUCCUUGAUGUCCAAGAAAUCAUGCAUGCUACCAAAUCACCUUCUUCUCACGUGCCCCAAACAAAGCUAUUCGACCACCAUGAAAUAUUGGAAUCAAAUGAGUCUAAUGAUGGCAAGAAAUGGAAACUCAACCUUGUACACCGUGACAAGCUAUUAGAGCAUCAUGGCGAUCAUCGGUGGAGAGUGGAAGCCCGGUUAAAAAGGGACGUGAAAAGGGUGGCAAUUUUGAAUACUAGAAUAGGAAAUAAUCAUACGACGGGUGGUGGUAGUCGUGGAGAUAGGUUUGAGGUGGAAGAUUUUGGGUCGGAAGUGAUUUCAGGUAUGCAACAAGGGAGCGGUGAGUAUUUUGUGAGGAUUGGAGUUGGUACUCCAUCGCAGAGUCAAUACAUGGUAGUUGACUCUGGAAGCGACGUCGUGUGGGUACAAUGCUUGCCAUGCAAGCAGUGUUACCAACAGUCGGAUCCACUUUUUGACCCGGCCAAGUCAGCUACUUUUGAGGCCGUGUCUUGUGGAUCCACUGUGUGUGACCAUGCAGAAACUACUGCUGGUUGUCGUGGCCAUGGUGGUGGUCGAUGGUGUCGCUAUGAGGUUUCGUAUGGUGAUGGAUCCUUUACUAGAGGAACUUUGGCCCUCGAGACACUUACUUUAGGUAAUACCUUCAUUAGAAAUGUUGCCAUAGGAUGUGGUCAUAGAAACCAAGGGUUAUUUAUUGGAGCCGCUGGUUUACUUGGUAUUGGUGCGGGCUCGAUAUCUCUAGUGAGUCAACUUGGUGGUGAAGUUGGCGGCGCCUUUAGCUAUUGUCUUGUUAGUCGUGGAACUGAUUCUCUGGGAUCAUUAGAAUUUGGAAGAGAGUCUCUUCCAUCAGAUAGUGCAGUUUGGGUUCCGUUAUUACGGAAUCCGAGAGCCCCAAGUUUUUAUUAUGUGGGGCUCUCGGGUCUCGGUGUGGGAGGGGUUCAGGUGUCAAUACCAGAACCCAUUUUCAAGUUAAGUGAUAUGGGUCAUGGAGGAGUUGUGAUGGACACCGGGACCGCUGUCACACGACUCCCAAACGAAGCUUAUACAAGUUUUCGAGACGCUUUCAUCGCUCAAACCACCAACCUACCACGAGCUAGACCAAAUACCAUCUUUGAUACAUGCUACAAUCUCAAUGGGUUUGUAACGGUUCGAGUCCCAACCGUUUCCUUCUACUUUUCUGGCGGACCCAUAUUAACUCUUCCAGCUGGCAACUUUCUAAUUCCAGUGGAUGAUGUAGGAACAUUUUGUUUCGCCUUUGCCCCAACUUCAUCGGGCCUUUCCAUUAUUGGAAACAUUCAACAAGAAGGAAUCCAAAUCUCUUUUGAUUCCGUAAACGGACGUAUGGGAUUUGGCCCCAAUAUUUGUUGAUCGAUCGAUCACUUGGAAAAAUAUACCCCCGGCCCGGACAACUGUACUAUGUCUUAGAAGCCUAUAUGUCACGACGACAAUUACCUUGUCGCGUUAGCUAGCUAUUAGUACCAUCGCAUAUAUAUGUGAUCAUAUAUAAUUAGGUCCAAUGUACAAAUUAAAUAGUUCAGGCUUUGUUUGUGUUGUCUGCAUCGAUCCCGGUAUAUUUGUGUUCCUAUAAUU